Messenger RNA from Molossus molossus (Pallas's mastiff bat), 1037 nucleotides. Its product is annotated as glutathione S-transferase A4-like. Gene Ontology annotation, molecular function: glutathione transferase activity. The record is from RefSeq and is a predicted model, not a curated record. Gene Ontology annotation, biological process: xenobiotic metabolic process; glutathione metabolic process. NCBI's taxonomy places the organism in Eukaryota, Metazoa, Chordata, Mammalia, Chiroptera, Molossidae. The transcript has 7 exons. The coding region runs from base 94 to 927 and encodes 277 amino acids.
CUGGAAAGAUAAGGGUUAUAAGCCUUCAGUUCAUCCCCCACAGCCGCGGAGACAAGAGCCAGGAAGAGAUAAGGAGACUCUGAGCCGGGUGUCAUGGCAGCCAAACCCAAGCUCUGGUACUUUCGUGGCCGGGGCAGGAUGGAGUCAAUCCGCUGGCUGUUGGCUGCAGCUGGAGUGGAGUUUGAAGAAGAAUUUCUGGAAACAAGAGAACAAUAUGAGAAGUUGCAGAAGGAUGGACGCCUGCUUUUUGGCCAAGUGCCUCUGGUUGAAAUUGAUGGGAUGAUGCUGACACAGACCAGAGCCAUCCUCAGCUACCUGGCUGCCAAGUACGACUUAUAUGGGAAGGACCUGAAGGAGACAGUCAGGAUCAACAUGUACGUGGAUGGCACUCUGGACCUCAUGAUGAUGAUCAUUCUGACUGUGUUCAAACCCCCAGAGGAAAAAGAAGAGAACAUUGCUUUAAUUGUCACGAAAGCUAAAACCCGUUACUUCCCUGUCUUUGAAAAGAUUUUGAAAGACCAUGGAGAGGAUUUCCUCGUUGGCAACAAAUUCAGCUGGGCAGACAUACAACUGUUGGAAGCUAUUUUAAUGGUGGAAGAACUCGAUGCUUCUGUUCUUCGGGACUUCCCUCUGCUUAAGGCAUUUAAAACAAGAAUCAGCAAUGUCCCCACAAUUAAGAAGUUCCUGCAGCCUGGGAGUCAGAGGCAGCCCCCCCCCCAGACGGCCACUACGUUGCGGUGGUCAGGCACAUUCUGCAGUUCUGACGGCAGCUGGUCUCACGGCGAUGAUCCACGAUCCAAUGCUCCAACCGCAGCGUCAGCACUGCCGGAGCUCACUGUAGAUUCUAGGCGUACAGUGUCUAAAGAGAACAAAGCCUUACGCCAUCAACAGCAAAUGCCAAUUAAAUGCAAUAUGAAACCAUUUUGAUAUAUGAAAAAUUUCAAGCUUGUCAAUUGUGGAUGAUGGUUACCACACUUUUGAGAUCGACGUCUAAAUAAAAAGGAGGCUGAUCUGUCUAGGGCAGGCCUUCUGGAGCA